CUUCUCCCAGUGUAAAAGGGAAGAGGUGGCUCUCAAGUUUAUAAAUUGAUAGACCACAUAGCACUCAAGCUACAGUGAAAUAGAUCAAGAGCAAAAGAACAUGUUUGCUUCUUCUCAACCAGGAAACAUAGAGUCUUCAAACAUGGAGCCCAAGGAGAAAAUGGGGAGAGGAAAGAUAGAGAUUAAGAGGAUAGAGAACACAACAAAUAGGCAAGUCACCUUUUGCAAGCGUCGUAAUGGCCUCCUUAAGAAGGCUUAUGAGCUCUCUGUUCUCUGUGAUGCUGAGGUCGCCCUUGUCAUCUUCUCAAGCCGUGGUCGCCUCUAUGAAUAUGCAAACAACAGUGUGAAGGGAACCAUUGAUCGAUACAAGAAGGCAAACUCUGAUAAUUCCAACUCUGGAUCAAUAUCUGAAGCAAAUUCUCAGUAUUACCAACAAGAGGCCACAAAACUACGUCAGCAAAUCACCAACUUACAAAAUUCCAACAGGAAUUUGCUGGGUGAUGCUCUCACCACCAUGAGCUUGAGGGACCUGAAACAACUGGAAACAAGAUUGGAGAAAGGCAUCAACAAAAUAAGAUCUAAAAAGAAUGAACUGUUGCAUGCUGAGAUUGACUACAUGCAGAAAAGAGAAAUGGACCUGCAAACUGACAACAUGUACCUGCGUAAUAAGAUAUCUGAUAAUGAAAGAGCACAGCAGCAUCAGCAUAUGAAUAUAUUGCCAUCAACAAGCGCAGAAUAUGAAGUUAUGCCUCCAUUUGAUUCCAGAAGCUUUCUGCAAGUUAAUCUGUUGGAUCCCAAUGAUCAUUAUGCUCACCAGCAACAAACAGCUCUGCAACUUGGGUAAUGGAGAAUUGCUGCAAUGAUAGCUUGGAGAUGCUAGCUGAGUUUCCCAAGUAUCAGAAGAAAAUAUAUUUGGUAUGUUUUGUAAGGAAAGUCUGGAUGCAAAGCUUAAGAGUUGGUGAUGGUUG
This is a messenger RNA of Dendrobium catenatum, 968 nucleotides long. RefSeq names its product floral homeotic protein AGAMOUS. The transcript is spliced from 9 exons. The record is from RefSeq and is a predicted model, not a curated record. The coding region runs from base 101 to 844 and encodes 247 amino acids. Gene Ontology annotation, cellular component: nucleus. Gene Ontology annotation, molecular function: RNA polymerase II cis-regulatory region sequence-specific DNA binding; protein dimerization activity; DNA-binding transcription factor activity, RNA polymerase II-specific. NCBI's taxonomy places the organism in Eukaryota, Viridiplantae, Streptophyta, Magnoliopsida, Asparagales, Orchidaceae. Gene Ontology annotation, biological process: positive regulation of transcription by RNA polymerase II.